Messenger RNA from Amoebophrya sp. A25, 1348 nucleotides. NCBI's taxonomy places the organism in Eukaryota, Dinophyceae, Syndiniales, Amoebophryaceae. The record is from the annotation of a GenBank genome assembly.
GGAGGCUGGUAUUAGAUUGAACACAUACACUACUUCGAGUCGUGCCGUGGUGCGUGGCCGUCACGUUUCCUUUUCUACUCUCUAUACAAAGGGAAUAGGAGAGGGGCAUGCGCAUGGACAAUCGUAUGACGCGCUGCUGGAGUGCAUACUGUCCCUGCAGAGAGAACUGAUGACGCAGCCUGUUUGUCGUGUACUUAUCUGGGCACGAUGCAGCCAGCACUGCGCUCUCAAAAAUGAUUGAAGAAGCGCGCAAACUACGCCUGGCAUGAGCCGAUCACAACAUGAUUAUUGUGUGGUUUUCUCGCCAGUCCUUGGUAGCAAGCAUACAGACACCUCAUGACUAAAGCAUAGCAAUAACUCAACGACUACGGGUAUGCUUGUUUUCGGAUCAUGCCCUCCACUUCGAGUUCUACAACGACGUUGUAUGUAAUUCUGUGCGUGCUGUUACUCACAUGAUGAAGGAACUCGAUGACUUGGUCGAGCUUGCGUUCAGCGCUGAGAUGAACGAUGCCGAGGAAAGUCGUCGACAUAGGACUGUGCUAGUACAACAGCACACAGUCGCGCAACCCUCCUUCUCGACGAUCACUAGUACAACAACCGCACACUUACUAGUUCUUGUUACAACAUCACCCACUGAAUCUUCAAGGCGAGGAAUCAUCCUCGUUGCACACUUUUCUACCGCAGUUAGUUAGUGUGAAACCAACCGUAGCCUACAUUUCAAUUGUCGUAGUCCUCGGAGGACAAGUGUAUGUCCAACUUCACGAGCAGACGAUGAAUAGGAUUUUUGUUGAUUCGCUCAAAGUUUUUUUUACAUGAUUUAGCUAGAAAAAGCUUAAUUCGAUCGUCUCGGAAUGAUUAUGUUAUAUGAACAAGCAGAUUUUUCAUGAUACUGGAUUGAUAGACUCGCUGUGAUGGAUAGGCCAUCCCCUGAAGUAUUCCUUCAGUCGUGGUUGCAGAAGUAAGAUCCUCUUUGCUACCCAGCCUUCUGGCACCUUGUUGUUGUCCUCGCUAGCAUGAUUUAUGACAGCUACAACUUAUCGUUAUCCAGCAGAGUCUUAACCUUUACUACAGAGAGAGAGGCCGCGUAUUUCAUGCAAGUGUCGCGUCUGAUUCAUGACGAAUCAAUAGUGUACCGAGCAAAGAACAAGGCCAUUUUCGAUCACACUCACUAUCUCACCGCCGUUGGCCUCUUUGCGUCCCCUCACAUUUGGUGCGGCUCUUCAGUUUUUCAACUAUCCGCAUGCGGCUCUCUAGCACCGCUACCAACUCCGUGGUGAAGAAAUACGCGCACUCAUUGCUUCGAGGGUAUCAGCCAGCACGAGAAAGAAGCGUCUUCAAAUCAAUGAAC